AUGCCGGUCGAACUGCGCAAACGUCCAGCUCCAAAGGAGCCGGCAGCACCACCUCCAGCGGCUAAACGAGGCAGUAGCAGUUCCGUCAAGAAGCUCGCGGACAAGGCCAAAGCCGCGGUAACGGGAUCCGGGUCGAAGAAGUCCCCAACGACGACCAUCCCUGAUGUUGCAGUUACGGAGCCUGAACAGCCCGCGACCACCGAAACAUCUGCCCCGAUCAUCCCGGAGACUGUCCCCGCUGUACCUGAAACUGCUCCUGCCAAGGCCAAUGGCGCCGCGAAGGGUAGUGGAAAGUUGGCGGUAGGCGAGACGAUUGAUCUCGAGGGCUUCGGGGGGACGGUGCAGACGCAUGACGGCAGCAGUGUUACAGUGAAAGAAUUGGUUGAGAAGAGCGGUGCUGGUGUUGUGCUUUUCACGUAUCCCAAGGCGAGCACGCCGGGCUGCACGAAUCAAGCAUGUUUCUUUCGAGAUAACUAUGCGCCCAUUACGGGUGCGUCACUGGCAGUCUAUGGGUUGAGCACCGAUAGUCCGAAGGCGAACACGACCUUUGCCACGAAGCAAAAGCUGCAAUAUCCUCUUCUGUGUGAUCCCAAUGCAACCCUCACCUCCGCGAUCGGGUUGAAAAAGCCCGGCCCCGGUAAAUCCACGACCCGAGGGGUCGUCAUUAUUGACAAGCAAGGCGUUCUCCGCCUGUGGGAGCAAGCUGGUCCUGAAAAGACCGUCAAGGCUGUGCUCGAAUACAUCAAGUCCCAAGGCAUGACUGAGACGGGCGCUCCGGCGGCAGUGGCUGCUCCACCUGCGGAUGACCCUGUUGCAAGUGAAGAGGCAGCCAAGCUAGCUGAUCCGGAUACCAAGAUGGAUGAGGCGCCUCUGGUUAGGACGCCGACUAAGGCGGAGCAGGAUGCUGCAGAGACGGCGGCCGAGGUUGGUGAGAGCGCUGCCAAGCUCGAUGGCACGCCCCAACCAUGA
This is a messenger RNA of Cladophialophora yegresii CBS 114405, 969 nucleotides long. RefSeq lists its product as uncharacterized. NCBI's taxonomy places the organism in Eukaryota, Fungi, Ascomycota, Eurotiomycetes, Chaetothyriales, Herpotrichiellaceae. The record is from RefSeq and is a predicted model, not a curated record. The transcript is spliced from 3 exons. Gene Ontology annotation, molecular function: thioredoxin peroxidase activity. Bases 1 to 969 code for a protein of 322 amino acids. Gene Ontology annotation, cellular component: cytoplasm. Gene Ontology annotation, biological process: cellular response to oxidative stress; cell redox homeostasis.